AUGUUGAGAACCACCGUGAACAGCUUGAAGAAGAAGAAGGCGGACGCAAAGGAUGCCAAGAAGAAGAUGGAAAUCAAGGAAUUCAACAAGUUAAAGAUCAAAGCAUCCACACCGAUCGAGACACAUCCGUUAUAUAUGACCAUUCCGGAGGCCAUGAGAUACUUGAGAGCGUUUGAGGUUGGCAAAUCGUCCUACGACACCACCUUAACCUUGCAAGCCACCAUCGUCGCCUCCAAGGGUGUUUUGCCGUUGCAAGGCUCGCUUGCGUUACCGCAUCCUUUGAAGGAGACCAAAAUUGCAUUAUUCACAACCGACCCAGAAAAGGCCGAGGAAGCAAAGAGAUUGGGCUGCUCCGUCGUUGGGGGGCUCGAAUUGAUCCAGGCAGUCAAGGACGGUAAGGCUCUCGACGCCCAGCAGGCGUUUGCCACUCCAGAGAUUGCCCAGCAGUUGAACCAAAUUGCCCGUGUAUUGGGGCCUAAGGGUUUGAUGCCAAGUGCUAAGAAGGGCACCGUGAUUUCUGAUAUCGCGGUCGCCAUCGGCAGCGCUAAGGGCUCUAUGCCUUUCAAGCAGAAGGAGCACUACUUGUGCUUCCCUAUUGCCAAUUGCAGCUUUUCUGAUAAGCAGGUCUUGGAAAACAUCACCUGUGCUAGUGCCGCUAUCAGAGAGCUUACCGAGAAGACCGCCAGCAACAAGACCUGUGUCCUCAACAAGGUUAUUUUGUCCUCAAAGUCUGGCCCCGGUAUCGCCAUCAAUUUCUAGUUUAGCUGUCUCACGCUGAGCUCUUGUAUAUAUAUCAAUACAAACGUGUAAAAAAGGCUAGUUUUAGGUCGAUAU
Babjeviella inositovora NRRL Y-12698 is the source of this 834-nucleotide messenger RNA. RefSeq names its product mitochondrial 54S ribosomal protein uL1m. Lineage: Eukaryota; Fungi; Ascomycota; Pichiomycetes; Serinales. Gene Ontology annotation, biological process: translation. Gene Ontology annotation, cellular component: large ribosomal subunit. The coding region runs from base 1 to 759 and encodes 252 amino acids. The transcript has 2 exons. The record is from RefSeq and is a predicted model, not a curated record. Gene Ontology annotation, molecular function: RNA binding; structural constituent of ribosome.